UAUUAAGAUGUUCCCAUUAGUAUUGCUAAUAUCUGCUGUAAAAAAUAAAGUAACAUCUUAGUGUAGCGUUACAGACUCUCCGAAACCUAACCCUUUUGCAGAUAUUUUGUACUGUGACCAGGGCAAAAUAUCUUCAUCAUUACAUUACCCUGAGCUGUUUUCUCUUGCAGACAGUAAUCCUGAAAUUGCUAAACCAUGUCUAAAUGCAAUGUUCAUGACUCUAAAGCUGUUAUAAUCAAGUGUUUAUUUAGAUGAAGUCAAAUAAUGUUCUUUAUUCAUAUUUCUCUGCUAGUUUUGACAUAGUUUUCUUCUUUUUAGAAGUAACCUUGAGUUAGACUUCUGCUAGUAACAUUAUAUAUUGUUUUGAAACACACUCUGAAAAAUGUUAACCACAAAGUUUGAACAAAUAAUCAAUUUUCUUCAACUGGCAGGCUUUCAUAAAUGUACCAAUUUGCAACCUCCAACUGCAUUUACAAAACCCACUGCCUUUCAUUCCAGGAAAUCUGUAAACCAAUUAAUGUAUUUGGAAAUAUUACAUUAACAUUUACAUUAAAGCAGCAUUUGAUUAAAUUAUAACAAGUCACUUUCUAUGAGUAGCUUAGACUUAGUCUUUUUUAUAAAAAUGACGUAUGCAAGUCGCAACCAAACAUCUAAAAACAAAAGGUUAAGUGUCAAAUGAGUGUGUAAAUGCCAAAUUUUACUUUAUUCUUAGUGUACACUGUAUAUAUUGUCAUUAUUACCUGUAAGUGAUAUGAAAAAACUAAUGAAUAUUUUUCAACCUGCUUAAUGGGACAGUUAUAUACAAAACACACAAGCUACUGAUUUGUAUCAUAACCUUAGGAAACUUAAUGCAGCAUAUCUAGUAAGAAGAAGGAACAUUUUCUUUCCUCAAACCUAUAGCAACAUCCAACCAGUUUCAAAUAGACUUGUCUAUAACUGUUAUUUCAAUACUUGGUUUACUUUCUCUUUACCUAUUACAGGUAAUUAAACUCAGACCAUGUAAAUGAGCUCUACGCAGAAGCAGCAAUACAUUGGAUAAGUAUAUCUAUACAGAAAACAUUAGGUUGUAGACCCAUUCAUGGUUUCUUUUCUCACCUUCCUCUUUAAGUAGAUCGAACAGCCUAUCCUCUCUCACAAAAUCACCAGCCUUUAAUUGAAUCCUUGCCUCUCUCCACCCCUUCCACCUUCCUUUUGUCAUCAGGUUUAUUAUCCUUCCCUGCAGCCGGUUCUCCUGCCUCUAUGGCUCAUCACAGAGGUUGCACAGUGGCCAUGAGGACACAGGGUUUCACAUGGUGUGUGCGGUCUGUAAUAAUUGUCCAAUUCAUCACAGGGUCGACUGGGUUAGUCUGUGACACUGCUGUGGAAUCACUGGACUUAAGUUGCCUCCUGCGGUGGGAUUGUCCCCAUGCCAGUCCUAAUAUCACCUACACUGUGCAGACCAAGACUCAGGGGGAUCCCUGGCAGGAUGUCCCGUGGUGUGUUUGGCUCUCCUCCCGAAGCUGUGACGUCUCCCAGGUCUUUUCAAACUUUGAGCUGUACAACAUGAUUCGCCUUGGAGUCCACCUCAGCCCCAGCUCCACUGUGUGGAUCAAGCCACACAAGUUUGACUACAGUGACUUCACCUUCAGCCCUCCAUCUGUCUCAGUGUCUUUGAAGAACGACAGUAUGUCUGUGAAGGUGCAGUUUCCCUGCGCUACCAACAGGAGGUGCUCUCGUGAUGUGUGCUGUCCCAUCUCAAAACUGAUAGAUCCCUGGACCACAGUAACUUUGUACAAUGAGCUCAAUCGCUCUGACAACCAGAGCCGCACAGUUUGGACCCAGGAAGUGGUUUCCAGCGUGGAGUUCUCAGGUUUGUCUCCAGGUCAGAACUACUGUGCCGUGGCCAACUUCUCCUUCCCAACCUUCUCCAUGGCUGCUUCCCCAAAAUCUGCUCCAGGGUGUGUUGAAACUGGCUCCAGAUCAGGGAUGUUGCCAAUGCAUUGUGUUGGAAUUGGCCUGUCCUUGCUGUUCCUUUUGUUAUUUCUCACUGUGUUCCUGCGAAAACCCAGACGGGACAGACCGACCCCUGACAAUCCAGCGAAGGCUCUGGCAACUGUUCAGGACGCAGAUUCUUUGGCUCCUCCCAUCUCUGUCCCUGUCGACCCUUGUGACAUCCACUUGGAACUCAUGGACGACCACAGCUCCAUCGACUCUUUUCAUGGUUUUUACAAGGACCUGACCUCAACUGUAGAAAACAAGAACUCCACCCAGCCUUUGCAUUUUGAUCCCAGCAGAGGUGUGGUAUAUUGUUGCAAUGGGGAACUGAUGCAAACAAGAGAUUUGGACUCUGGCAUCAGCAAUCCUGCAUUGUCACACUUCUAUGUGGAGACGUGUAUGUCAAACGAAAACUGAAACACCGAGAGCCAUGAUGUACAGAAUACUUUUAAAAAAGGUUUUGCAUGCAUUGUGUUUCAUUACUGGAAUAGCAACACCACAUGAUCUCCUUGUCUUGAAAAGCUCAUUUUAGUCUGAAGACACUCAUGACCCUACUUUGUUCUUAGUACUUGCCAGAAACAUUUACCACAGGUGCUUUGUUUGUGGAAAUUUCCCAUAAACAUUGGAGGUUUAUGCACCUCCACCUUCAGUAAAUAUAAUCAGGGCUCAGAAGCAUAAGAAGAUGCAUAUGAAGGAGGUUUCUGAGAAGGGGUGCCUUCCUGAGUAAUAUUUGUUUUUUUUGGGUUUUUUUAGAAACCUAACAACUUCCUUUGGUGAAUAAGCCUAUGUGCAAUUUGGAGGUGUGGCUGCUUCUCCACAACUCAUAACCAUUCCACCAGUAGUCUGGUGCACACCAGUCAAUGCAGUGUAUACAAUACACAAUACAGUGUGUACUAUACAUUGGCAUGGAGAUUGUGGACAGUUCAUUUCAUUUGUUUGGUGUGGUCCUCCUGGUUCCAGCCAGAGCGGAGGCUGGAAAUAAUGUGCAAUUGAAAUGAGAUAUCUAUGUGUAGUGCUAAUAAAGACUUUUUUUUUCUCAA
Molecule: messenger RNA, 3014 nt
Organism: Girardinichthys multiradiatus
Lineage: Eukaryota; Metazoa; Chordata; Actinopteri; Cyprinodontiformes; Goodeidae
Exons: 8
Coding region: 1240-2391 (383 amino acids)
Molecular function (GO): protein binding
Source: RefSeq, a predicted model, not a curated record